AUGGAUGAAAAGAUAGACUUAAAGUCCAAGUAUGAAAGGUUAAGGAAAAAAUUUGCCCAGCUAAAACAGCAAACGGUGGUUCUGAAAGAGUCACUGGAAACUAAAGAAAAUGAAUUUAAGCAUUUAAAAAGCGGUUUUGAAGAAUUGGAAAUUAAACACAAAGAAUGUGUUUCAAGCCUUGAUGCCUCACAAUAUAGAGAAACACAAUUAAAAAGAGAGAUAGAGGAAAUAUUGUGCCAAUUAGAACAGUCUAAAUCUCAUGGAAACAUAAAAAAUGACCAAACAGCCAACCAAAAUGGUAAAAUGGUACAAGGGAUUUUAACAGGACUACUUCCAAUGAAUGGGGUAAUAAUGAACUUCCAAAAGAAUGAAAAGUUGGAGGAAAAAGUUGCAGUUCUUCAAGAAGAACUAGACCUAAAAAUUUUAGAAAAUGAAAAACUACACAUUAAAGAAUUUGAUUUGAAAAGACAACACGAAAAAGCAAUCGAAGAACAUCUUGUUAAUAAUGCAAAAUUGAAUAAUGAAAUAGAGAAUUUGCAUUCAGAAAUUAAUGAAUUAAAACUAAAGAGGAAAAACGAAGAUGAUAUUUUAGAUGAAUUAAAUCGACUUAAAGAAAAAGAUAGGAUUAAUAAUAAAAAGAUUGCAGAAUUAUUGGAAAAUAUUAAUCUUAAUGGUAAUAAUUUAAGUAACAAGCUAAAUAAAAUAAGAAAGUUGGUUCCUCCGGUUAAUCUUUUGCAACUAGAAGAGGAUUAUUUAUCUUGGGUGAAUACUUGCAGGCAGAAAGGUUGUUUUGUUUUUUUAAAAUUAGAAUCUCUAAUUUAUGAAUUCCUCAAAAGGGUAGUAUUAUUUGUUGAAAACUGGAGUGAAUGCGUUGGUUAUUACAUAAAUAAGUUUUCUUUUCAAGAUAAUAUUAUUGAAGGUGUUUAUAAAAAAAUACUGAUUCUUCUUAAAGAAGUUGAUAGAAGUCUGAUCGAUUCUUCUGGCGUAGUUUUUCAAAACGAAUUCAUUUUAGAACAGAAUUUUACUCAAUCAACAUUGAAUUACAGCAUGAAUGACCAAAAUAAAUUAAAUAACGCGGAAAUUAAGAAUGUAUUGGUUGAAAAGUCAAAAAAUGCAAUGGAUUCAAUUCAAAACGCACUUAAUUUACAAAUUGUUGCAUUUAAAAUGGAAUUUAAUAAAUUAUCAGCUGAAUUUCAAAGUGAAAAUAAAAAAGCUUUAUCGGGAUUGUUCACUGUUAUAAAAAAUAUUAAAAAGUAUUUAUCAGAAGUAAAUUGCCUUUUUAACUUUUCUUUAAACCUUGGAAAAGAACCCGAUUUAUUGUAUACCCACACUUUAUGGACAAAUUCAUUUCAUGUCGCAUUUUUGGAAUUAAGAAGGGAUAUGAAGGAUCACUUAACUAAAUUUUGUGCUGAAAUUGAAGAAAAGAAACAAUUUUUUGAUUUUGUGAAAAGAAUAUUGGUCGAAGACAUUAAUUUUCAAGAUGAAAAUAUCUCUUUGAGUAAAUCGUUUAUUAGUUCUCACAAAAAAUUAAUUGAACUAGAAGCAAUGAGAAAAAGUUUAUACAUCAAGAUGAAUUUGAAGAUUAAAAGUAAUAUUGAAUUAAUUUCAGCUGAAUUGAAAGAUGCCAACAAGAUUUUUGAAUCGUUUUUUUUCUCAAAAAAUUCCACUCUUCCAUUUUUCAAUGAAGCAUCGAGUGAUAUUAAGAAUGAUUUCUGUAGCUCUGUAUUGGAACUAUCUAGGUUUCUUGAUGAAAAAAAAGAUUACUUUGAAAAAUUGGUUUCUUCAUUAUACCAGCAUCCUUCAAUAAUUUGUCAGAGCGUCAAUAAUUUCAAUGAACUCCAAAUUACUAUGAGGGAAACAAAAAGCAAGCUAGAAACUGCUCCUCCAAAGAUUACUCUUCCAGAAUUGCAUAUUCUAAAUAAAAGAAUAGAGCAGCUUGAAGAAACUAAAAACGAACAACUUAAAACUAUAAAUAGUUUGAUGAGUCAACUUAAUUCUGUAAAUCAGUCUUCAAAUUUGGAUAAUCAUAAAUCAGAUUUGAAUGAUGAUUUGCCAUCUAUGGAAGCAAUUCCUGAUUGUUCAAGUUCAGAACCUUGUAAGUUAUUAGAAUUGAGGAAAACAAAAAGCGGAAAUCAAACCCAGAAAUAUAUUCACGAAGUUUUUGAAUCUCAGCUAAGAGAGGCGAAUGAAACACUCGAAAAUACUGUAACUAGGUUACAACUUAGAAUCAAUGAUCUAAACGAUGAUAUUGAAGUAACUAGGCAGUCUUACGACGAACAAAUAUCCUUAUUAAGCCAACAUAUCUGUUCGUUAUCCGAGAAGCUUGCAUUCACAGAUGCAUCCACGUUAUCAUCUUUUAAUCAAGAAAUACUUUGUUAUUCCUGCGAGAGCUGGUCUACUCUUGAUUCAAUCUUGAAUAAAACUAAAGGGGCUUGCCAAAAAUGUAAAACAAAGUUAUUAAGGCCAAAAUAA
Molecule: messenger RNA, 2472 nt
Organism: Cryptosporidium ubiquitum
Lineage: Eukaryota; Apicomplexa; Conoidasida; Eucoccidiorida; Cryptosporidiidae
Exons: 1
Coding region: 1-2472 (823 amino acids)
Source: RefSeq, a predicted model, not a curated record